Messenger RNA from Prunus armeniaca (apricot), 492 nucleotides. NCBI's taxonomy places the organism in Eukaryota, Viridiplantae, Streptophyta, Magnoliopsida, Rosales, Rosaceae. The record is from the annotation of a GenBank genome assembly.
AUGUCAGGCGACAAGAAGGCUAUGCGAGAAAGCUCCCAAACAAAGAAACCACAAGCGGCUAGCAUGAAGCUCGAGGUGAAGACAUUCACAAGAAAGGAGAACUUUAAGCUAUUGCAAAGGAGCAUGAAUCAUGCUAUAGCCCAGCAAGGUCUAACCAUUAUCUUGGUAGGCGAGGCAAAAAGGCCGGAAAUCAUGACAAUGAAGAAGGGGGACAUGCCCGACGAGUUGGCUAUGGGGUCCAUCAAGGUGAUGGAUGACACCGUAAAGCACACAUUGGAAAAGCUCAAACGGAUGCUUGUGGCGAGAUCGCUAUCUAACAAAUGCUUCAUGAAGGAAGAGCUCCUAAAUAUUCGGAUGGAGGAGGGUGGAAAUCAUAUGGAGAAUCUUAGCACUUUUAAUAGGUGUAUUGUGGACUUGCAGAAGGUGGAUGUGGUUUAUAGCACAGAGGAUGCGGCGCUGAUGUUGUUGGCAUCUUUACCUCUAUCCUAUUAA